AUGGCGCGAGACAAAGAAUCCAGCAUGGCCUGCACCGACGGUUGUCAGCCCGAGACUGACGCUGCUAUCUCCCCGACGAAAAAGAAGAAUCUCAGAAGACCCCUAAAGAUUCAACAGCGUCCCACCACAACAGCUCUCACAUCCCAUGACUAUAGAGAGGAGGAUCCCGAGAUCGGGAUUGGUGUGGAGAUGACUGAGUACUCGGACCACUCGAACACCUCGAUGACAAAGUUCCAAGAACCAGCAUCGCCACCAUCGAUCUAUGAGGCUCCCAUCGCCAUCCCGGAAAUGCCCAUCUUUGAGGAUUCCCCCACCGAUCACGAGUCCGAAAAGCCCCCUGUCACCCCGAGAAGAGCCGCACCUCCAGUGGCGUCCAACAAUACUUCCAACAAGGCCGAUCCCAACGCAAGCCGCUUGGCAAAGAAGCAGAACGACACGAUGUCCAUUGCAGAAGACCCAAGAAAGUGCUACCGCGAAGGUCGCUCGAGGCGUUGA
Molecule: messenger RNA, 495 nt
Organism: Colletotrichum karsti
Lineage: Eukaryota; Fungi; Ascomycota; Sordariomycetes; Glomerellales; Glomerellaceae
Exons: 1
Coding region: 1-495 (164 amino acids)
Source: RefSeq, a predicted model, not a curated record